CCGGCUCUGAGGGUGGAGACACACCUUCACUCCGGGGUCUUCCCAUUUCUCCCCUGCAGCCCGGCUGCCUGGCCGAUUUCAGGUCCUACGUGUCACCUGCUCGCAGGAAGCCUUCGUCAGGCACGUGGGGGCUGCACUGGAGAUCUGCUGCUUUGGCCGCUGCUGCUGCUGUUUCUUUUUCAAGCUCACUCCUUCCCCGUGCUUGCCGUGCCCUACCCUCUGGUUAGGCCAUCUCUCUCUGUGCUCCGUCCCGGGUAGGGGACUCCGGUUUCUGCUGGAACAGUGAGCAGGACUGGCUUUGGAGUCAGCAAGACCAGAUCUGAACCCCAGCUUUGUAGCUUAGCUAUCGGGAGUAUUACUUAGUUUCUCUGAGCCUCGACUUUCCUCAUCUGUGAGAUGGGUAUAACAAGACCCACCUCGGACAUUUAUUAUGAGGCUUAGGGGAUUGAGUAUAAGCUUGUAGCUUGGUGCUGUGUAGAAAGUCUGUUCACCGAAUCAUUAAUAGUUCACUUUUUCAGUCGCUGGGUAUUUUCACCACCUCUGUAGGCACAGAUCUCAGGCUUGGGCCUGGAAGGGGCAAGUGUCAUGGGGACUGCAAAUCAUGACUUUGUUUUUGCAAGUAAAGGCUAUUUUUGAAUGUGACAAGGUUCUGAGAUCAGAGUCCUGUGAUCUGGAGGAGAGCCCCAGUGCAGGUGGGCCGCUGCUGUCGUGAAGGCACCUCUGGGCCUCUUUCCCUGCCUCGGGGGGCGCGUGGCCUUACACUUGCUCUGCCCUUCUUGUCGGGUUUCUGCAGUUGCUCCUGAAUCAUGACCUUUUCUGUUUAAAAAGGAAGAAUGCUGCCUAAGUGUUUGAGGAAGGGUCUAGAACCUUCUUAAGAAGAUGGACUUUCUGGCCGAGACCAGCCAGUGGAGCUGCUCAGCCCUGCCCGCGUGAACCACAUGCCCGGCUCGGCGGAUGUGGCCUCGGCGCUGCCUUUGCCAGCAGCACCCCCGGCGGUGCCCACGGACCUGCGCCUGGACCACCAGUUUCCGCUGCCCACGACGGAGCCCGGCGUCCGGGAACGGCAGCUGCAGCAGGAGCUCCUGGCCCUCAAGCAGAAGCAGCAGCUCCAGAGGCAGAUCCUCAUCGCCGAGUUCCAGAGGCAGCACGAGCAGCUCUCCCGCCAGCACGAAGCGCAGCUCCACGAGCACGUCCGCCAACAGCAGGAGCUGCUGGCCGUGAAGCACCAGCAGGAGCUGCUAGAACAUCAGCGCAAGUUGGAGAGGCACCGCCAGGAGCAGGAGCUGGAGAAGCAGCACCGAGAGCAGAAGCUGCAACGGCUCCGGAACAAGGAGAAAGGCAAAGAGAGUGCUGUGGCCAGCACAGAAGUGAAGAUGAAGCUACAGGAGUUUGUCCUCAAUAAAAAGAAGGCGCUGGCCCACCGGAACCUGAACCACUGCAUGUCCAGUGACCCUCGCUACUGGUAUGGGAAGACGCAGCACAGCUCCCUGGACCAGAGCUCCCCGCCCCAGAGCGGGGCGUCGGUCUCCUACAGCCACCCGGUCCUGGGCAUGUACGACGCCAAAGAUGACUUUCCUCUCAGAAAGACAGCUUCUGAACCCAAUCUGAAAUUACGCUCCAGGCUAAAGCAGAAAGUGGCUGAACGACGGAGCAGCCCCCUGUUACGCAGGAAAGAUGGGCCAGUGGUCACGGCUCUAAAAAAGCGUCCUUUGGAUGUCACAGACUCGGCCUGCAGCAGCGCCCCAGGCUCUGCACCCAGCUCACCCAACAACAGCUCUGGGAGCGCCAGCGCGGAGAACGGGAUUGCGCCCGCGGUCGCCAGCAUCCCGACCGAGACCAGCCUGGCGCACAGACUUGUGACGCGAGAAGGCUCGGUGGGCCCGCUGCCCCUGUACACGUCGCCAUCCCUGCCCAACAUCACGCUGGGACUUCCCGCCACCGGCCCCUCCGCGGGGGCGGCCAGCCAGCAGGAGGCCGAGAGACUGGCCCUCCCGGCCCUCCAGCAACGCAUCUCCCUCUUCCCGGGCACCCACCUCACCCCCUACCUGGGCAGCGCACCCCUGGAGCGCGACUCGGGGGCGGCUCCCAGCUCCCUCCUGCAGCACGUGGUCCUCCUGGAGCAGCCGCCCGCGCAGACACCCCUCGUCGCAGACCGCUACCUUGCAGGCCUGGGAGCGCUGCCCCUGCACGCGCAGCCCCUGGUGGGGGCGGAGCGCGUGUCCCCGUCGGUGCACAAGCUGCGGCAGCACCGCCCGCUGGGCCGCACGCAGUCGGCGCCGCUGCCCCAGAGCGCGCAGGCGCUGCAGCACCUGGUGGUCCAGCAGCAGCACCAGCAGUUCCUGGAGAAGCACAAGCUGCACCUCAGCAAGAUCAUCCCCAAGGCGAGCGAGCCAGCCCGGCAGCCCGAGAGCCACCCCGAGGAGACGGAGGAGGAGCUGCGCGAACACCAGGCCCUCCUGGAGGAGCCCUUCCUGGACCGGCCCUCGGGGCCGAAGGAGACGCACGCGCUGGCCGGGGUGCAGGUGAAGCAGGAGCCCACCGAGAGCGAUGAGGAGGAGGCGGAGCCGGGCCAGCGGCAGCCGUCCGAGCAGGAGCUGCUGUUCAGACAGCAAGCCCUCCUCCUGGAGCAGCAACGGGUCCACCAGCUGAGGAGCUACCAGGCGUCGAUGGAGGCUGCCGGCAUCCCCGUGUCCCUCGGCAGCCACCGGCCUCUGUCCCGGGCGCAGUCCUCCCCCGCGUCCGCCACCUUCCCCAUGUCUGUGCAGGAGCCCCCGACCAAGCCGCGGUUCACCACAGGCCUCGUGUACGACACGCUGAUGCUGAAGCACCAGUGCACCUGUGGAAACACCAACAGCCACCCGGAGCACGCCGGGCGCAUCCAGAGCAUCUGGUCCCGGCUGCAGGAGACCGGCCUUCGAGGCAAAUGCGAGUGCAUACGUGGACGCAAGGCCACCCUGGAGGAGCUGCAGACAGUGCACUCAGAGGCGCACGCCCUGCUCUACGGCACGAACCCCCUGAACAGGCAGAAACUGGACAGUAAGAAACUUCUAGGCUCCCUAACGUCGGUGUUUGUCAGGCUGCCCUGCGGUGGUGUCGGGGUGGACAGUGACACCAUAUGGAACGAGGUCCACUCGUCGGGGGCAGCCCGCCUGGCCGUGGGCUGCGUGCUGGAGCUGGUCUUCAAGGUGGCCACGGGGGAACUGAAGAAUGGCUUUGCCGUGGUCCGCCCCCCAGGACACCACGCAGAGGAGAGCACGCCCAUGGGGUUCUGCUACUUCAAUUCCGUGGCCGUCGCAGCCAAGCUUCUCCAGCAGAGGCUAAGUGUGAGCAAGACCCUCGUGGUGGACUGGGACGUGCACCACGGCAACGGGACCCAGCAGGCCUUCUACAGUGACCCCAGCGUCCUGUACAUCUCGCUGCACCGCUACGACGACGGGAACUUCUUCCCGGGCAGCGGGGCACCUGACGAGGUGGGCACGGGGCCCGGCGUGGGCUUCAACGUCAACAUGGCUUUCACCGGCGGCCUUGAUCCCCCCAUGGGAGACGCAGAGUACUUGGCGGCCUUCAGAACUGUGGUCAUGCCGAUCGCCAGCGAGUUUGCCCCGGACGUGGUGCUGGUGUCAUCGGGCUUCGACGCCGUGGAGGGCCACCCCACGCCCCUCGGAGGCUACAACCUCUCCGCCAAAUGUUUUGGGUACCUGACGAAGCAGCUGAUGGGCUUGGCUGGCGGCCGGAUCGUUCUGGCGCUGGAGGGGGGCCACGACCUCACAGCCAUUUGCGACGCCUCGGAAGCCUGCGUCUCUGCUUUGCUGGGAAACGAGCUUGACCCUCUCCCAGAAAAGGUUUUACAGCAGAGACCCAAUGCGAACGCUGUCCGGUCGAUGGAGAAGGUCAUUGAAAUCCACAGUAAGUGGCGUGGUCCGGUGCUCAGCUGGGAGACCCUCCUGGGGGAGAGACCCAAGGGAGGAGGGAGGACCCCGUGGCCCCGUCUCCCACCCCUGGGCUUCUGUCUCUCUCACUGCCAGCUGCUUCCCCAGGCCGACAUGACAGGGACUCGCGUUCAGCUAGAAUGCAACGAGCUGGCAGAGACUCUCGUUUUACCCCCGUUCAUUUCCCCACAACCGGCUACGGUCCUGUCAUUGGCACCGCUUUGUGGGGUGAAAGAACUGAGGCUCAAGGGGUCUGUGAGGUCACUUGCUCUGGGUCCGCAGCUGGCGGGGGGUGGGGACUUGUGCGUGAGCCUGUGUCCUCGGGUCUGGCCUCUACCCCUGGACCAGAGGAUCCCACCCCAUAGCUCAGAGACCCUCAGCCCGCAGAGACCCAGCGCCGGGUGCAGCCCCCUUCCCGGCCGGCCUCCUGCCCUGCCCUCAUCACACAGCUGCUUGUCCUGGUCUUCGGGGUGACCUAGUCAUCAGACUGUCCGUGUGGGUGGGUGGAAGCCAGGGUUUCCCCGCUGUGGCCUCAAGCUCCCGGCCUCGGGGCCAUUCCCCCCCAGCCUCCCCGGUGGGGGGAGAGGCUGCCUGGGCCCCCGGGCCUCCCAGCACUGCCCCCCCCAUCAUCUCGGUGGCUCCAGGAGGGAGCGGGGAGGCACCCCCCGGCAGGCCACAGCACCCCGAGGGAGGGG
Kogia breviceps (pygmy sperm whale) is the source of this 4624-nucleotide messenger RNA. RefSeq names its product histone deacetylase 4 (gene HDAC4). Gene Ontology annotation, biological process: negative regulation of transcription by RNA polymerase II. Lineage: Eukaryota; Metazoa; Chordata; Mammalia; Artiodactyla; Physeteridae. The record is from RefSeq and is a predicted model, not a curated record. Gene Ontology annotation, molecular function: histone deacetylase activity.